Molecule: messenger RNA, 3795 nt
Organism: Talaromyces stipitatus ATCC 10500
Lineage: Eukaryota; Fungi; Ascomycota; Eurotiomycetes; Eurotiales; Trichocomaceae
Product: DNA-directed RNA polymerase I subunit beta (Rpa2), putative
Exons: 2
Coding region: 1-3795 (1264 amino acids)
Biological process (GO): DNA-templated transcription
Cellular component (GO): RNA polymerase I complex; nucleus
Molecular function (GO): DNA binding; DNA-directed RNA polymerase activity; ribonucleoside binding
Source: RefSeq, a predicted model, not a curated record
AUGGCUCCUGAGCCAACCAACACAGACUGGACCGUAGGGUUCGACACUCUCCGGCGAGAAAAGCUCUUCCGAAACCCUCCCAAAGACCGAUCGGCUUAUCCUAUGCUACAGGCGGCCAUUCGACCUCAUAUCGACUCAUUCAAUGCGCUCUUUGGAGAAAGCAAGAUCAUGGAGCACGCAUUGGAAGACAUGGGAAUCAAAGUCUUCCUCGAUGGAGAUGCGGAAACGCCAGAACAACGAAGUGCUCGAAAGGCUAGAGGCGAAGCACCGCCCGUACGCAAUCGUCUUAGUUUGCGCAUCACGGAGCUUUUCUUAGACAAGGCCGUUCUACCGCCCACCAAUAAAUUCGUCCCUCGUCAGACUACUGCCAACGCUGAUUAUCGUAAUAUAUAUCCUGCAGAAUGCAGAGAACGACAUGCCACUUACCGAGGACGAUUGCGUGCAAGACUUCAGUAUCAAGUCAAUAAUGGAGAAUGGCAUGAGUCUGUACGAGAAUUGGGUCAGGUACCCUUGAUGUUAAGGUCCAACAGAUGUCAUUUAGAAUCAUUCAGCCCUCAGCAAUUGGUGGAUCACAAGGAAGAAUCUGAGGAAUUGGGUGGUUAUUUCAUCGUCAACGGAAAUGAAAAACUGAUUCGAAUGUUGAUCAUGCCCAAACGCAACUUUCCCAUGGCUAUUAACCGACCGUCAUUCCAGAAACGUGGUGCCGGCUUUACCACUUUUGGUGUUCAAAUUCGAUCCGCUCGACCAGAUCAAACCACACAAACAAACGUUCUUCAUUACCUAUCUGAUGGAAACGUCACAUUCCGAUUCUCAUGGCGAAAGCAAGAAUAUCUUGUGCCUGUCAUGAUGAUACUUAAGGCGCUCGUUGAGACUAAUGACAGAGAGAUCUUUGAAGGCAUUGUUGGCAAUGCGUCAACAAAGGGACCCGCCAACACUUUCGUCACGGACCGUGUAGAACUGCUUCUCAGAACAUUUAAGGGCUACAAGAUCUAUUCUAGGUCCGAUGCCAGAGCGUACCUAGGAAAGAAGUUCCGUCCCGUCUUAUUUGCGCCUGCGACCUGGACCCAUGAAGAAUGCGGUGCUGAAUUUCUGCGCAAGAUCGUCCUUCCACACCUCGGCAACCAGAAUGUCACGACCACACAAGAUUACGAUAAAUUCAAACUGAUGCUGUUUAUGAUCCGGAAGCUUUAUGCCUUUGUCGCCGGCGACUGCGCCGCUGAUAAUCCUGACGCUAUCUCCAACCAGGAAGUGAUGCUAGGUGGCUACGUUUACGGCAUGCUGUUGAAGGAAAGGCUUGAAGAAUGGUUGUUAAGUUUUGGGAGACUUGUUCGGGACUGGUCAUACAGAGGCGGCAAUCUCAAAUUUACAGAUCCCUCGUUUGAGAAGGAUUUUAUAGGGAAGGUCAUCAAACGCACCAACGAGAACAUUGGUGGAGCGUUGGAGUAUUUCUUGUCAACGGGUAAUUUGGUCAGCCCAACUGGAUUGGAUAUGCAACAAGCUUCUGGUUUCACUGUCGUCGCUGAAAAGAUUAAUUUCUAUCGAUUUAUUGCUCAUUUCCGCAUGGUUCACAGAGGUACUUUCUUCGCUCAGCUCAAGACCACGGCGGUGCGUAAAUUGUUACCCGAAAGUUGGGGUUUCAUGUGUCCUGUCCAUACGCCUGAUGGUUCUCCCUGUGGAUUGCUUAACCAUUUGGCUCAUAAAUGUCUGAUUGCUACGAGCGACUUGGACGUCUCACAUAUUCCUCGUGUCUUGGCGCAACUUGGUAUCAAGUCUGAGGCUUCGGCCGAAGUCACCGAGUCUGUUUGUGUGCAGCUGAACGGACGAGUCGUGGGAUACUGUUCACCGAAGCAAGCCAAGAUGAUUCAUGACACUUUGCGGUUCUGGAAAGUUGAAGGCAGUCAUGACAUUCCCAAAGAACUCGAAAUAGGCUAUGUCCCCACCAGCAACGGUGGCCAAUAUCCUGGUAUCUACAUGUCCUCACAGCCAGCACGAAUGUACCGUCCCGUUAAGUAUUUGGCACUUGAUAAACUCGACUACGUGGGUCCAUUUGAGCAACCAUUUAUGGAAAUCGCAUGCUUGGAAGAGGACAUUCGGUCCGGUCUCUCAACACACAUCGAGUUUACUCCAACCAACAUUCUCUCUAUUAUUGCCAACAUGACGCCAUUCUCAGACAACAACCAGUCUCCUCGUAACAUGUACCAGUGCCAGAUGAGCAAACAGACGAUGGGUACUCCGGGAACGUCCUUCGCCUACCGCACAGACAACAAGCUGUACCGAUUACAAACCGGUCAGACCCCGAUUGUCCGACCACCAUUGUACAAUGCAUAUGGCUUGGACAACUUCCCCAACGGUGCAAAUGCGGUUGUCGCAAUUUUGGCGUACACUGGAUAUGAUAUGGACGACGCCAUGGUUAUCAACAAGUCUUCGCAUGAGCGCGGUUUCGGACACGGUACUAUCUACAAAACCAAAUUCUAUAACCUCGACGACAAGGAUUCGCGACGAAACAAGUCCAAACGCGAGAUCAGCAAGCUUUUCGGAUUCGCUCCUGGCUCUGAAAUCAAGGCUGAAUAUCGCGCGACUCUAGAUGAGGAUGGUCUCCCUCAUCCCGGUGCCAAGAUCAAAGAAGGUAGCUACGUAGCAGCCUGGUAUACCGUCCGAUACGAUGCUGGUAGUGACUCGUAUAUCAAUGUUGACGGAAUCACGCAUUUCCUCAAGUACAAAGAUGCGGAAGAAGGCUACAUUGACACUGUCCGCCUGGUGGGUAACGAGAAUGGAAACGAGCCACUACAAGCCAUUAGUGUCAAAUUCCGUGUUCCGCGUCGUCCUAUUAUCGGUGACAAGUUUUCGUCUCGACACGGACAAAAGGGUGUGUGUUCGCAGUUGUGGCCUCAGAUUGAUAUGCCAUUUUCUGAGAGUGGUAUUCAGCCUGAUCUCAUUAUCAAUCCUCACGCUUUCCCAUCUCGUAUGACAAUCGCCCAAAUCAUCGAAUCCAUGGCCGGAAAAGCCGGCGCUCUCCACGGCCACCCGCAGGACUCAACACCCUUCCAAUUCAGCGAGGAAAACACCGCAGCCGACUACUUCGGCCACCAACUACGCAAAGCAGGCUACAACUACCACGGCAACGAGCCCAUGUACAGCGGUAUCACAGGCAAAGAAUUCGCAGCGGACAUCUAUCUCGGUGUAGUCCACUACCAACGUCUCCGACACAUGGUCAACGAUAAAUUCCAAGUCCGUACCACAGGUCCCGUGAACAGCGUUACCGGUCAACCGGUCAAGGGCCGAUCAAAGGGUGGUGGUAUCCGUGUCGGAGAGAUGGAACGUGACUCUUUACUUGCGCACGGUUGCGCGUUCUUGUUACAGGAUCGAUUGAUGAAUUGCUCCGAUUCUCAACGGGCAUGGAUCUGUCGUGACUGCGGCUCUUUUCUUUCCACCCAAGUCGCUGUAUCAUCAAACUCCUCAUCGGGUACUCAGGCCACGGGAGCGUCAGAGGUUAGCAAAGCAGCCCUCGCAGCAGCCGCGAAGGCAACGCCCAACAAUCAAACCAUUACCGCAAAUCUAUCACGUAUAAGCGCCGUGAAUGCCCUCGGUGGCACAAACGGUAUUGUGCGUUGUCGUCGUUGCGCGCGUGAAGCCGUCUUUGAUGAUUCGCGGGCUAUGAUUUGGGAAGAUGGGGAUGGUAAUCGGUUCGUUGGUGGGGAUAAUGUUACUGUUGUUGUUGUACCCGGUGUGUUGAGAUAUUUGGAUGUUGAGUUGGCGGCUAUGGGGAUUAGGUUGAAGUUCAAAGUCGAUCAUUAG